GGAGCCGCCCGGGCCCCGCUGGCGCGGCAGCGCUGCGCUCCCGGCCGCAGGGGCAUUUCUGCCCUGGGCCGGCUGUCGCGGUGUGGCAGAGCAUGUCCCUGAGGCACAGAACACCCAGCCCCAGCAGAGGACACGGGGGACGAGGCCAGGACGUGCGGAGCUGCCGGGCUGCUCAGAGGGCGCGCCGUGAGAGGUAAAUGGGAGAUUUGGAGACUAGCUUAAUCCAUGCACGAAAAGCAUGUAGAAUAGAGCAAAUGGUAGCAAAGUGGCUCCACCGCUCCCGGGACAGCACGCCCAGGAGCAGCGUGGCAGCGAUGGACAGUGCGGGGGACGGCGCGGCCCAGCCGCCCAGCCGGGCCAAGGUGACAGUCACGGUGUACAAGGACCUGGUGCUGCAGCACUACGGCUUUGAGAUCUGCCCCAGCCUGCCCCUGACCAUCGCCUCCGUCACGGCAGGGAGCACGGCUGACGGCAAGCUGCAGCCGGGGGACCAGCUGCUCGCCAUCAACUCCAGCGCGGUGGACAGCCUGUCGGUGGAGCGGGCAGCCAGCCUCAUCAGGGACGCCGGCGACGAGCUGCUGCUGACCGUCCUGCGCUGCGCGGCCGGCGGCCCCAAGUCCUCGUUCCUCACCGAGGAGAAGAGGGCCAGGCUGAAAAGCAACCCCGUCAAGGUGCGGUUUGCCGAGGAGGUGCUGCUGAAUGGCCACUCGCAGGGCAGCUCCCUCCUGUUCAUGCCCAACGUGCUCAAGGUGUACCUGGAGAACGGACAGACCAAGGCCUUCAGGUUUGAGAGGAGCACCACUGUGAAGGACAUCGUGCUGACGCUGCAGGAGAAGCUGUCCAUCCGCAGCAUCGCCCACUUCGCGCUGGCGCUGGAGGAGCAGUACAGCCUGGCCAAGAUUCACCUGCUGCACGAGGAGGAGCUCAUCGCACAGGUGGUCCAGAAAAGAGACUCUCAUGACUACCGCUGCCUCUUCAGGGUGUGCUUUGUCCCCAGGGACCCCCUGGAGCUCCUGCAGGAAGACCCGGUGGCCUUUGAGUAUCUGUACCUGCAGAGCUGCAGCGACGUGCUCCAGGAGAGGUUUGCCGUGGAGAUGAAGUGCAGCGUGGCCCUGCGCCUGGCGGCCCUGCACAUCCAGGAGAGGAUCUCUGCCUGUGCCCAGCCGCAGAAGGUGUCCCUCAAGUACAUCGAGAGGGACUGGGGAAUCGAGAACUUCAUCUCCCCCACCUUGCUGCGGAACAUGAGAGGCAAGGACAUCAAGAAAGCCAUCAGCUACCACCUGAAGCGGAACCAGGUGCUGCUGGACCCUCGGCAGAAGCACGCGCCGAGCGCAGCCCAGGUGCGCCUCAGCUACCUGCAGAUCCUGGGGGAGCUGAAGAUGUACAGCGGGAUGAUCUUCAACGCCACCAUGAUGCUGCAGGACAGGGAGUCGUACGUGGCGCUGCUGGUGGGAGCCAAGCACGGCGUCAGCCAGAUCGUCAACAGCAAGCUGAACAUCGUCAGCAGCCUGGCCGAGUUCCCCAGCAUCAGCAGGGUGGAGCUCAGCGAGGACUCCGAGCGGGUCAGCACCGUCAAGAUCUACCUGCAGGACCUGAAGGUGCUUACUCUGCUGCUGGAGUCCAACAGUGCCAAGGACCUCGUCUGCCUCAUCGCUGGCUACUACAGGCUCCUUGUGGACGCAAACGCCUCCGUCUUUAGCUGGGGAGAGAAGAAGCAGCAGCUGCACCGUGUCUCAGCCGAGGAAGGGUAUGAAUCCCGGGCGUGCAGCGACUCCGAGGAUUCCUGGGAGCUGGAUCCCCGCUCGGGCUGCGCCGGGGCCCGCGGCGGCGACCCCGCCACCGACAGCGCCUCCGAGGCGUCCGACUCGGCCACCAGCGAGAGCCGCGGCGUCAAGACCAGCGGCUCCAGCGACUCCGUGGACGCGCUGGAGGAAGAGGAGGGAUGCUCUUCCUCCCGGCCGGAGCUGCUGCCGCUGUGCGCGCCGACCGCGCGGGAGCUGAGCGGCUCCCCCGGCAGCUCCGUGCCGCUGCCUGCCGCGGGCACCGGGGACUGUUCCUGCCUCCGGCAGGUGUCCGGGGGCCGGGCGGCUCCGGGGCCGCGGCUGCCCGCGGCGGGGCUCGGCGGCGCAUCUCCGGGGCGCGGCUCCGGCCACGGCGACCUCGUCCUGCGGCCGCCGCCGGGCUUCGGCGACUCCAGCUCCGAGGAGGAGUUCUACGAUGCUGCGGACAGGCUGAGCCCGCCGGAGGCGCUGGCAGGCCAUGACACAGCAUCCCGGGAGGGCGCAGAGGACUCCUCCUGCAUCCCAAAGAGGCUGAGGUGCCACAGCUUGGGGGAGAACCCGUCGACGGGGGAGAAGCAGGGGCAGGAGAAGGGGCUGGCCUGCAGCAAGAGCCUGAGGAAGAGAAGGUCUUUCCUGAAAACGGAUUACACCUCCCAGGUCAGCUUCCCUGCAGCUGUCCCGGGCUCUCCACAGCGCUGCUGCUCCUGGCCACCCACCCAGCCCUCGGCAGAGGACCCGGGGAAGGACGAGGAGAGGGGGAUUCCUGCAGCCCCCCAGGCCCAGGGGGACCCUGCUGGCACAGAGCCCUGCUCUGCUGCGAUGGACGCGGAGCCUGACGCCGCGGGGACAAACUCGGUGAUGGAAUGGCUGGCUUCCCCCCCGCUGGACCUUCACCAUCCUGCUGGCCAGCGUGGGGAGGAGGCCAGCAGCCCCCAGCCACAGCACCCCGCUUUGCUGUCCCUGGAGCCCCUUCCCCGAGGGCAGGGUGGGGCUGCCCAGGAGGGCUGCCCAGGGCAGGCAGAUCCCGGCGGUCAGAGCGAGGACAGCCUUGUGCCCUCUGCUGUUGCGAGCCGCCCUGUUGAGCCCCUGCUGCCGCCGCCGGCUCCCGGCCCCAGCACGGCCUCUCCCCGGGAGCCGGCCCGGGGGCAGGGGCUGCCCCCGGCCAGGGUGGAGCCGUCCCUGGCUGCCUGUCCGGAGAGCAAAGGCGGUGGCCAGAGCUGCGGCACGGGCUGUGACAAUGGUCAGUGCCGUGCUGAUGGCCAGUGCCAUGCUGACAGUCAGGGCAGUGCCAGUGGUCAGUGCCAUGCCGAUGGCCAGUGCCACGAUGAUGGUCAGUGCCUCAAUGAUGGUCAGUUCCAUGCCGAUGCCCAGUGCCGUGCUGACAGCCAGGGCCCUGCCAGCAGCAGCUGCGAGGGGGCCGUGCCCCAGGCCAGGGUGGUGCCUGGGGAGGCCCAGUGCCGGCUGCCCGAGGGGCUCGGGGGGUUCCCGGGGGCAGCCCGGCUCCUGGCAGACCGCAGCAGCGCCUCGGGGGCUCUCAGCCGCCUCUCCUGGCUCUCACUCGGCGUGAGGACACAGCCCGUGUCCCCCAGCCCCAUGUCCCCCAGCCCGGUGUCCCCCAGCCCGGUGUCCCCCAGCCUGCAGGACACGGCGGAUGACCCCCCGGAGAUCUUUGCCGGUCUGGCGACCCGCGGGUGCAGCGGGGCCGGUGCUGGCGGCGGGAAGGUGCCACCGCGCCCUGCAGGAGCCGGCUCCGGCCAGGAGCGGGCGAGCAGCUCGGAGCCAGGGGCAGGGCAGCCCGGAGGCGCAGGAAGCGCGGCUCAGCCGCAGCCGCAGCCCGCACAGGCUUCUCCGCCCCGAGAGCAGCCGGCGGGGCUGGGGCCGCGCUCCUGCCCGCCUCCACCUGCCGGGCUUUGCAUCCCCUCGGUCCCAGCUCCCCCGGGGAAAGGAGCAGCGGGCCGCGGGGCUGCACGGCACCCGCUCCUCUGUUUUAACCCCGAGGAGGGUGAGCAGACCCCUCUGCCCCCCUCCGCAGCUCCGCCGGGGCUGGACAGCUGUGGCUGCCGCCUGCCCUACAUCAGCUGCUUCCCGCAGCCCCGCAGCCCGGGGGAGCGGGAAGCCAGCCCCCCGCAGCUGCCGGGGCCCCUCACCAGCCCGCCCUGCAGCAGCCUCAGCCUCGCCGGGAGCCCUGGGAGCGGCGUCCCGGCCCCCGUGGCUGGGGACGCGGCAGGGCAGGACCCCCACCUCCGAGUGCUGGGGCAGCUGAAGGACCAGGCGUGGACGAGCCCUGCGGAUUUCUCCCGCUUCCUGGCCCACACCGUGGAGCUGCAGGAGGUUGUGGGGAAGCUCUGUGGGAGCCAGGCCACCCACCUGCACCACCAGUGCGCCGAGCAGGGCGUGGAGAGCAAGGGUGCCCUGGGCUGGGCUUCCCGGGACCUGCUGUCCAGCUGCCAAGCGCUGCUGAGCGCGGAGCAGCCUCUCACAGAGGUGCAGCGUGCUCUGAGAGCCACCUUCGACCGCCUGGUGCAGCUGGCCGUGACCUGCUUCCAGGUGUCGCACUGCCGGCGCUGCAGGCAGCGGCAGCAGGAGCUGGGGGCUGCCCUGGGGGACGUGGUGGGCAGCUACCAGCAGCUGGUGCAGGCUGUGCACCAGCAGCUCCACGGGCAGGUGUGCCCUGAGCUGGGCAGCAAGCUCCUCGCCCGCCAGCACACGGCCCUAGCAGCUGCCAUCCUCUGCCUCCUGCAGCAGUUCAGGCCGUCCCCGUGGCUGUGACGGGCGGGGAGGGGGCACACCAGGGCCCGGGGGUGGGGGACCGAGCCCAGAUGUGUGCCCUCAGGCUGUCCCCCAGGCGAUGUGGCAGGACGUGCCCAGGAGCAGCCGUGCCCCAGGGGCUCCUGGAGCACUGUCACCUGUGUGUGUCCUGCCCAGGGCUCGUCCCCUGUGCGGGUGGCCGGUCCCACGGAGCUGUCUCAGCAGCCUUUGCCACGCGUGGGGAUGACUGUGAGCCCUUCAGCCCGCCCUUCGCUCACGCUGCUCUCGGGCAGGCUCUGGACUGAAGGGACAUCAACCCCGCCCUGGCCAGUGUGGGGCGGCUUCCUCCACCGCGGCGGCCGGGGGAACGCAGUGAUCCCGGGGCCGGCUGCCUGGGGAUAUUGGGGGGUGGCUGCCUCUCCCCGGGGAGCUGUGGGGGGCUGCAGCUGAGGGGCACGGCUGGGCGUGAGUGACGGCACCGUGGGGACAGGACUGUCCCCUGGCUCGGGGACGCUGACGGGGAUCAUCGCCACUCCCAGCCUGCCAAGAGCCCCCAGGGCACAGCAGCAGGCACCGGUGGUGGCUUGAGCUCAGGUUAAGCCCUGGCUUGGGUCAAACCUCAAAGCUGGGUUAGCCCCCCACUGCUCCUGCUCGCCCCACUGUCGCACGCACUCGGGCACAAUGAAAGGGUGCGCUGCGAGAGAGGAAUGAAAACACAUAACCUAACUUACCUCAGGCGACCUCCAGGUCCUGCUGCCACCGGCCGUGAGGCUUCAGGGCUCCUUUGGCAGCGAUGGCUGAGGUAACGCGCCGGC
Messenger RNA from Motacilla alba alba, 5344 nucleotides. It is a transcript of the gene FRMPD1, whose product is annotated as FERM and PDZ domain containing 1. NCBI's taxonomy places the organism in Eukaryota, Metazoa, Chordata, Aves, Passeriformes, Motacillidae. Gene Ontology annotation, cellular component: cytoskeleton. Bases 198 to 4550 code for a protein of 1450 amino acids. Gene Ontology annotation, molecular function: protein binding. The record is from RefSeq and is a predicted model, not a curated record. The transcript is spliced from 17 exons.